Saccostrea echinata is the source of this 1832-nucleotide messenger RNA. RefSeq names its product vitamin D3 receptor-like. The record is from RefSeq and is a predicted model, not a curated record. The transcript has 7 exons. Lineage: Eukaryota; Metazoa; Mollusca; Bivalvia; Ostreida; Ostreidae. Gene Ontology annotation, molecular function: zinc ion binding; DNA-binding transcription factor activity; sequence-specific DNA binding. Gene Ontology annotation, biological process: regulation of DNA-templated transcription. Bases 110 to 1702 code for a protein of 530 amino acids.
UUGUAAAGGAAUUAAUUCUAUAAGGAAGUGUCUUUUAUCCUCUUUAGAUUCUGGGAAUUCCUUGAAUGCUGACCCAAAAUUAAACAAGCUUUUCAAACAUACUGCAGCUAUGAGUACACGGGACAUAAGUGUUGGGACCGACUUCGAUUUUGACACAGGUCAUUUUGAACAAUCGUGUACUCCACCUAAGAAGAAAAAAUCGGAUUACCCAUACAUUCCCAAGGGCACUCCACUUCAGCUCCCGCCAUGCCGAGUCUGUGGAGCAAAGGCGUCAGGGAUUCACUACGGGGUAAACAGUUGUGAGGCUUGCAAGGGUUUCUUCAGACGAUACCUUCUUCGUAAAGAGCCUUAUAAGUGCAGUCAUGGCGGAAAUUGUGAAAUAACGGAUCGUCACCGGGGUAACUGUUCAGCAUGUCGGAUGAAAAAGUGCUUGGAUCUAGGAAUGUCAAAAGAAGGUAUUCGACAAGGAAGAUACACUCUCACAGAAAGAACAAAAGCCAUCAUGGAAGUAAAACGUCUGCAGAACCCAGAAUUGCAAUUUGACCAAAAAGCCUUCGACAUUGUUAGUGCUGCUGUAUCACAGAAAAAUGCAGAGAGAACCCAGAGAAUUUCAGUUGAAGAAUCCCAGUCCUGCAUGCAGGUUCCGAUUUCUCCCGAUUGCAAUAGACAACAAGCACUGUCCGACAUCUCAGAUGAUCGGUCUCUAGCAGACAGACUCUUAGAUUUCUCUAACUUUUCUACACACAAUGUAUCGGAUGAGUUAACAGAUCUGCUGAAUCCAGAUUGUUUUUUCAGUGAGGAAAUGGAAAUACCCAACACUGAGAACAUACUUUUGUUAGACUCUGAUCCCUGUCCAAUAGCUUCACCGGAAGUGGAGGUUUUUCAUCCAACUUUAUAUGACGAUGUGAUAGAUAAUUUAGUGGGUGCAUUAAAUGACAUGCUUCCACACUCUAGUCAGUUUACAGACGAAGAAAUCUUCGCCAUCUUGAAAGAAGGAUACGACAAGUAUCAGAUGAAAGCCCAAGUGUUUGGUCCUUUAAACGCUCUUUCCCCCGAGGAGUACAAUGCAAUAUAUGAGAAAACACAACUUGACGUGGAUGGAAGAAAGCAGCAUUUACAACUCAACAAAGGGACAUUAGAAACAAUGAUCAAGAAAUAUGUCAAUUUUUCACAUGCUAUUCCGUCGUUUUCAGAUCUUCCAGCACAAGACCAGGCUACGCUCCUGAAAGCUUCUAGGUUCGAGUUUUUCAUGCUUUUGGAAUAUCGGUCACUGAACCCUGACCUAGAGAUGAUACAGACAUACUCCGGAGAAGUCUUCCACCUCAACGAAGCUUGUAUAUACGUACCUAGAGAAAUGAUGAAAUCAUGGCUUGAGUUUACGCGGACCAUCAAGAAACUAGAAUUGACUAAUAAAGAACUAGCCGUUACACUUGCUGUGGCCUUGACCUUUAGAGACCGCUGUAGGUUAGAGCAGCCAUCAUUCAUAGAGCAAAUUCAGGAUAAUUUGGUGCGCAUGCUCCACUACCUACUGGAGGAUCACCAUGGAGACGAAUUCAUGAUGGCUUUUUCUCGAAUUAUUAGCAUGUUGACAGGCCUGCGCAGCCUGACGGAAAAUUACUUCCUACAGUUCAAGACGAUUUGUAAAGACAAGUUCAUCAAGCGAGAAAUGCCUGAACUUCUUGGUUUUUUGUUUGAUGAAUGACUUGGUACACGUAAACUCAGCACAUUCCUUGCCCUAGCUUUAUAGAUGUUCAUUAUCAAGCCCUGAUCGCGUGGAGGAAAUUCAGGAUGAAAUGGUCGCCAUAUUGCAUCGUUUAUUAAGGCAUCGUCAC